Chaetomium fimeti is the source of this 488-nucleotide messenger RNA. RefSeq lists its product as uncharacterized. Lineage: Eukaryota; Fungi; Ascomycota; Sordariomycetes; Sordariales; Chaetomiaceae. The coding region runs from base 133 to 450 and encodes 105 amino acids. The record is from RefSeq and is a predicted model, not a curated record. The transcript has a single exon.
UCGGCUCAUUCUGAUGCUAGAAAGCUUAAUUAUGUCGGUCACGAACUCUCCAGGCCGGGGUAUCUCGAUAACAUCGCCUCAUUCCCACCCCCGUUGCUGUCCGCCAUUUUCCUUGCGGUUCCGAUAUUCGGGAUGCCGUCGCAGCCCUUGCUAUCGGGAUGCGGAAAAAACGGAAUGUCUUCACAGUUGUCGGUGGUACGCGCGAUCUGCCUUCUUUUGAGUUUUGUCGAUGGUGAAUCCACUGGGCUGAGCCAAGAACAACGCCCAGGGAUUCAGGUCGACGAUGAGCUGCGCUGCCGUUGCCUGAACCGCGUGGCAGGGCCUAGAACACCUUGGCAGGAGAUGAGACUCCAUCAAGAAGAUGCCCCCCAGCUGGUGGCUUGCGAUCGACGCAGAAAGGUACAUCUACAAAAGGCUCAACAAUGCAAGUUCGAGUCAGGCUUAAAAUAAGCUCCUGGAGGCCGGCGGUCAGCAUGGGUAGCCCGGCU